ACACCAGCAUUCAUAUCGACUUGAGCUACUUUAGCAUAUCGCCAAAGCUAUGUAUUUAGUGACCACAACUGUUUGAAAUUGCUAACGUCGGCAGAUUCUCCGACACUUCAAUGAGCCAAGCCAAAACAAUAUUCAAAGCAGAAUACUCAAUUCGGUGCAAAAUAGCAUUGAGAAGACAGUGAGAAAAUGAAAAACAAAAUAAAAAAUAAAAAAACAAAUAAUAAUAUUAAAAUGAAAAUUACGAAAUGUACAUAUAAACAUUGAGAACACAUAUCGCUCGAAAUACAUACUACUCGUAGCAGAAACAUGCAAUCGACCACAACACCAAUUGUGAGUGCAUUAUAAAAUCAAUUAAUCGCAUUAAAUCAGCAUUGAGUUGACAAAAAACCGUCAAGCGCGUCGCCAGUAAAUCGGGUAGAUAAAACGAAAAAAAAAAUCCAUAAAAGAGCAUACUCGUAUAACGGAUCGUAGUUUAGAAUGCCACCAUCCGCACACAUAUCCAACACCCACUUCUGGUUGUACACCGUGGGCCUGCUGCUGGUUUGGAUUAUCGUCAUAACGACAGCAACGCCGCUCGACCAGAAAAAGUCGCUAGCCAAGGCCAGAGUUUGGGGCAAAAAUGAAGCACAGGAGCAGCGUUUGGAGAAGAGUUGUCAAUCGCUUUGCGAACAAUGCGGCUGCAUGGGUUUCUAUUGCGGCGAGGAAUGCCUCUGUGAGUUCGAUAAGCACAGCGCUUUUCAUCGAGGUGGCCAAAAGCGUAACAGCACCAAAACACAACCGCCGCUCACAAAUGCCGAAUGCAUUGCUUCAAUGCAGCAAGAUGCACAAGUGCAAGCGCUACCAUUCGAAGUGCUCAUACAAGGAUCGAGCGGCGAACGCUUCAUGCGCACAGCUAUGCAAUUCGAUGUGGACCAAACGCGCGCGGCGGCCGCUCUAACAGCCAUGCCUAGAAAACGUGCAACUAUUUCCAUUUACCGCCCAUACACGCCCACGCAAAGCAACAUGCUACUGCAGGCGAACGAAAGCAAGAAAGCACUCAAAUCAGCUGCGGUUCGUCCACGCCGCUCAACAGAGCAUCUGGAUUGGUUUAGUGACUUUGCGACUACUUUAGUGCGUCCAGCGCCGCUGCGCAAAAGUGAGGCGAGCAGCGCCAGCGCCAACGCCAGCGGUGGCAACAAGAAACGCGAGACGCAACGCAAUGAAGAUGACAGUACGCGCGAGAAACCCGAAUCGUGGUUUAGUGAUCAUCCCAAUCGUUUGCUACGUCCAGCACCGCUCUUUCGGCGUCAUCAGAAAUCACAAAAACCGGCUAUGGAAGUUGAAGAAAAUGAGACUUCCGAUUCGCAAGACGCUUCAAUGGCACCCGUUGGAGAGGUAAUCAAGAAUACCAUACGAAAUAUACAAGAAUCGGAUAUAGGUGAAGGUCUACGUUCUGGCAUCCGCGAUGGCACCGAACUCUGGCAGAAUACGUUUCAAGGCAGCAAUUUAGAAUUAUUUCCAAAACGUUUCCGCAAUGACUUCACCGAAGUAUUCGAUACGUGGCUAAAGAAUCAACAAGCCACCGAGGCCAGCAUAGAAGUGCCAGACGUGCCAACGCGUGCAACGCAACCCGUACUCUUGCCUUGGUUCCGACCUGUGCGUUUCUUGCAACGCGUGCAUCAAGCGUUGAACUGAGGGGACGGGUUUAGGAAGUACCGGUUAAGUACCAAUACAUAACUGCAUAG
Messenger RNA from Rhagoletis zephyria (snowberry fruit fly), 1724 nucleotides. RefSeq lists its product as uncharacterized. The record is from RefSeq and is a predicted model, not a curated record. NCBI's taxonomy places the organism in Eukaryota, Metazoa, Arthropoda, Insecta, Diptera, Tephritidae.